UGCUAAUGUUGGUGGAACUCCCAUUGGGUUCCCACCCAUAAAUUUGAGCCAACAAAUCAUACGAUCAGAAAGCUCCCAGAAUAAUGCUACACAAAAUUCAAUUUCAAGUAUGGAGGUUAAUUCUCCUUCAAAAGAUGAAAAACAUACGAAUGAAGGGAAGAAACGAAAGUCAUCCGGGAACAAAGAAACUCUGACAGGAGGGAAAAAGGGAACUAGUAACAAAAAAUGGAAACCUCCACAUAUUGAGGCAUUAAUUUCUUGCUUGGUAGAACUUGCUAAUAAUGGUUAUAAAGUGUAUAAGACAUUUAAAGCCCCUGCUUUCAAAAAGGCUGCUGAGCAUGUGAAUUUUAUCUUUGGAGAAAAUUAUACUACAUACAAUGUCGAGAACCACUUACGAACCCUCAAAGACAAGUGGAAACUUAUUUGUGAAGCAAAAAAGCUUAGUGGAGCCGGAUGGGAUGAAGAGAGUAAGAUGAUUACACUUGACACUACGACAUAUGCUGAGCUUAUCGAGAGACAUCCAAAAUACAAGCCUUAUUUGAAUUGUCCAAUUCCAAGAUAUGAAGAACUUCGCAUUAUUUGUGGGGAGGAUCAUGCUACUGGAGAAUUCAGAGAGACAAGUUAUGACCCUGACAUUGAUAAAGAGAUUCCAACUAUCAAUAUCGACGAAGAUGAUCUUGUAGAUAAUCUUGGUAUGGAUGGAGUUCGUGUAUCACAAUUAAAUGGAGUGGAGCCUUCGAGCAUUUUUAUCAAGCCAGGAACUGUAAGCGGUAAAUCGUCUCGUCCAGUAAAGAAGAAGAAAAGGGAGGACUCCCAAAUAAUUAUUGGUGAGAAACUUGUGGAGGAAAUGGGAAAGGUAGCCACUGCCAUUGUUGGUUUGAAGGAGCGAACUUGGGUUGAGGUUCUUGCUGAUAAGGUUUUUGGUUUUCAAGAUAUUUCCAUAGAUGAUCUUGAACUGGUUUUCGAUGAAUACUACAAGAAUGAAGUUGAAGCGAAGGCUUUUUUGGUAUUGCCCGAACCAAUACAGAGAAAGAGGAUUCUUAACGUGUUGGAGAGGAUAGGUAGGCGACCAACUUUGGACAACGCUCAGAGAGGAACUACUAGUUUCAGAAACAUGGAUAACACCCCGUAAUAAAUGGUUAUCGAUUUAAACUAUUUUUCUAGUAUGGAUAGUCUUCUUAGAGAUUGCACUUUAUUAUUUUAUUUUAAACUUAAUGAUACUAGUUUAUUGUCAAUUAUGCGUGUUGGACUUUGAUAUGAAUUGAGCUUAUAAUAAGACUAUGAUUCUUAUUUA
Messenger RNA from Asparagus officinalis (garden asparagus), 1294 nucleotides. RefSeq lists its product as uncharacterized. The transcript is spliced from 2 exons. Bases 110 to 1132 code for a protein of 340 amino acids. NCBI's taxonomy places the organism in Eukaryota, Viridiplantae, Streptophyta, Magnoliopsida, Asparagales, Asparagaceae. The record is from RefSeq and is a predicted model, not a curated record.